GCCUCCGUGUCUGUCUGUAGCGCUUUUCUCACAGCUUCGACACAGAGAGCCAGCUUUGAACCAGCCUGCCAAAAUAAACUCACCUUGCCUAUUUAUGCCCCUGCCUCCGCGUGCACUCGGGACAGGAGAGUGUCCGCAGCUUAGAGGACAGGUUCAGGUCUUUCCAGCUCGUCUCCAGCGGCGCACUGGCCACUUUUACGCGCCGGGAAUGGCCACUUUUGGGGACCCGGGAAUGAGUCCUGCUCCGUUACCUCCACACUAAAAUUAAAAAGGGGAACCCACGCGGGAGGACCCUCCAUCAAAAGAAAUACAGCGGGGACAUUUUGGCCACCCGCCCGGGGGUAACAUACCGGCCCCGGGGGGCGGAAUGCUGCUCCCGAAGCUGGUGACGUGCCUCGCCGGGUGCGCCUUUCUCCUCUCUCCGGUCAGCGAGGGUUGCGGACCGGGCAGAGGACAUGGCAAGAGGCGGUCACCGCGGAAGCUCGUGCCGCUCGCCUACAAGCAAUUCAGCCCGAACGUGGCCGAGAAGACUUUAGGGGCCAGCGGGAGAUACGAAGGGAAAAUAACCCGGAACUCUGAGCGCUUCAAGGAGCUCACCCCGAACUACAACCCCGACAUCAUCUUCAAGGAUGAGGAGAACACAGGUGCAGACCGCAUGAUGACACAGCGCUGCAAAGACAGGCUGAACUCUCUGGCCAUCUCGGUGAUGAACCUGUGGCCCGGGGUCCGGCUGCGGGUCACCGAGGGCUGGGACGAGGACGGCCACCACUCGGAGGAGUCGCUGCACUACGAGGGCCGGGCGGUGGACAUCACCACCUCGGACCGAGACAGGAACAAGUACGCCAUGCUGGCGCGGCUGGCGGUGGAGGCCGGGUUUGACUGGGUCUACUACGAGUCCAAGGCCCACAUCCACUGCAGCGUCAAGUCAGAUCACUCAGUGGCGGCUAAAUCUGGAGGUUGUUUCCCCGGUGAGGCCUUGGUCACAUUGGAGAGCGGCGGUCUGAAGUCCAUCCGUGACCUUCGACCUGGCGAGCGCGUCCUGGCCACCGCGGGAAGUGAUGGCAGCGGGGCGCUGGUUUACAGUGAAGUCCUAGCCUUCCUGGACCGUGACCCCGGGACCCGGAAGCUCUUCUACACCCUGCAGACAGAAGCUGGAGCCCGCCUCUCGCUCACCGCCGCCCACCUUAUAUUUGUGUCCGAGGGGAACUGCUCAGAGGGGGCGGUGCCAGCCCACGGCGCCCUCAGGACUGUGUACGCCAGCGACGCCCAGCCGGGACAGUGUGUGCUGGUGUCGGAGGGUAAAGCGGGACAGAGGCACAGCCGGGGGCGACUGUCUCGGAUCACCCGGGUCAGCAUGAGGGACAGCAGUGGGGCGUUUGCACCGCUGACCCAGCAGGGGACGUUGGUUGUUGAUGGAGUGGUGGCGUCCUGCUACGCCGUGGUGGACCAGCACUCCCUGGCCCACUGGGCCUUCUCACCGCUCCGGCUGAUUCACAGCUGGACUGGAUCCACUGGGAGCCACAGUGACGGGAUCCACUGGUACUCCCGGCUUUUACACUGGCUGGGGACGAUGCUGCUGGACUCCGGACGCUUCCACCCACUGGGCGUGGCUCAGGACGACAGGUGAGGAGGGUGAUAAGGUAGCAUGGCUGGACACGUUAAUCAAAAAAGGAACCUGAACCCCUCACUUUUUAACAAGGGGGACCCCAAAUACAAGCCCGUAGAGCUGUACAGGACCACGAUCCUGACAUGAUGGGACACGUUUGGGUUCCUACUGAGGCCUGAUGGGAGUUUUUCGGGAGGACAAAGACGGAAGAAAAAAAGCUGUGAACUGACAGAUGAAUUCUUCCAAAACCACAAACACAGACAGCAAAUAUAAGAGCGCUCGGAGGCUGAACGAGCUCAAAGAAGUGCGGAUGUUUCAGAGACUUUCCGUGACACUCGUAUCCUUAAAACACCAUGAAACAAUAAUCCCUUAAAAUAACCUUAAAACCUUAAUCUACCCUUAAAAACACACCAAACACCUUAAUUUUAAGUCAAGGAGAUCUUUCAGUUUGUCAAUUCAUUUAAAAAACUGAACCCCUUAAUUUACAAAUCCCUAAAUAAACAAGUUAUGAAGGUUGGAAUUUAGUAGGAAUUUAAUUAAUGGUUUUACUUUGUGGAUUAAUGUGGUAAAAAGAAAACGUUCACAUGGGAUUAAAGCCGUCCCUGAAAUUCAGGCACUUUUAAGGUAUACUGUAAAGUAAGGGAUGGCUUUCAUGUUGUUUUAGUCCACUUUAAGGGGUUUUUAGACUUCAGAAAACCCAUUAAAGUCCCCUAAAUAUCGUACAAUAUAGAUGAUUAGUUGAUUUUUCAAAUGUGUGGAAUGUAAUGAGUAAUUUAAGGGGAUCGUUAUUGGUCAACUUCAAGAUGUUUUACACCUUCAAAGCCCUCAAACAAUGCAGAUAAUCGAUGAAAACAUGUAUUAUUAUAUUAUGCCAUUGAAACAUCGAAAUUACUUCAAUAUAAUGGGAAAGAUUGGUGGGAUUUUAAGGUGAAUGUAAGGGAUUUAGUUUCAUGGUGGUCCACAGGGAUGUUGUGCUCUUUGUAUGUAACAUUACUGCUUUAACACAGAGAUUUUUUAGAACAAAUCAUAGAGUGUAUUUAAGUGUUUACAUAAAUCCAAUA
Messenger RNA from Micropterus dolomieu (smallmouth bass), 2667 nucleotides. Its product is annotated as indian hedgehog B protein-like. The record is from RefSeq and is a predicted model, not a curated record. NCBI's taxonomy places the organism in Eukaryota, Metazoa, Chordata, Actinopteri, Centrarchiformes, Centrarchidae. The coding region runs from base 368 to 1627 and encodes 419 amino acids. Gene Ontology annotation, molecular function: calcium ion binding; patched binding. The transcript has 3 exons. Gene Ontology annotation, biological process: protein autoprocessing; smoothened signaling pathway; cell fate specification.